Messenger RNA from Closterium sp. NIES-65, 1056 nucleotides. The record is from the annotation of a GenBank genome assembly. Lineage: Eukaryota; Viridiplantae; Streptophyta; Zygnematophyceae; Desmidiales; Closteriaceae.
AUGGCGAACCUGAUGGGGAACCUGAUGGGGAACCUGAUUGGGAACCUGAUGGCGAACCUGAUGGCGAACCUGAUUGAGAACCUGAAGGGGAACGUGAUGGCGAACCUGAUGGCGAACCUGAUGGGGAACCUGAUGGGGAACCUGAUGGGGAACCUCAUGGCGAACCAGAUGGCGAACGUGAUGGGGAACCUGAUGGGGAACCUUAUGGGGAACCUGAUGGGGAACCUGAUGGUGAACCUGAUGAGGAACCCUAUGGCGAACCUGAUGGCGAACCUGAUGGGGGACCUGAUGGGGAACCUGAUGGAGAACUUGAUGGGGAAGCUGAUGGAGAAGCUGAUGGGUAAGCUGAUGGGGAAGCUGAUGGGGAAGCUGAUGGGGAACCUGAUGGCGAACCUGAUGGCGAACCUGAUGGGGAACCUGAUGGGGAACCUGAUGGCGAACCUGAUGGCGAACCUGAUGGCGAACCUGAUGGGGGACCUGAUGGGGGACCUGAUGGGGAAGCUGAUGGGGAACCUGAUGGGGAACCUGAUGGGGAAGCUAAUGGGGAAUCCGAUGGGGAACCUGAUGGGGAACGUGAUGGGGAACUGUGAGAUGACGGCGUGGGUUAGUCCGAGCGCCAUAUUCAUGUGGACCAACGCCAACAUCGCUAAGUUCAGCCAACAGACGCGAUGCCGCAAGAAAAAUCUCCAAGAUUUCAAGGCAGCGUUCGAGGAGGCUCAGGAGAUCCACAGCAGGACCAAGAGGAAGUCGGCUGGGUGCACUGGAGCAGCAGGAGGGCUAGCUGCUAACGCGGCCUCAGCACCUCAGUACCCGGCCUGGACCACAGAGGAGUCUCUUUCUCCCCUUAUCCCUCCGUCUCUCUGCACUUCCAGCAGCCUCAGCAUCAUGGCGCUCUGCACGGCUGUGGCAGGUACAGGUAAGGGCAUGGGGGUGAAGUGUGGGGUGGGUUGGUGGGGAGCAUUGGAGCAAGCGGGGAGUUCACUGCCAUGGGGGCAGCAUCACCUGGGGUGGGUGAGUGAGGGGAAAGGGGCUGAGUACCCUAGGGUGGGUGAGUGA